Messenger RNA from Botrytis byssoidea, 252 nucleotides. RefSeq lists its product as uncharacterized. Bases 1 to 252 code for a protein of 83 amino acids. Lineage: Eukaryota; Fungi; Ascomycota; Leotiomycetes; Helotiales; Sclerotiniaceae. The record is from RefSeq and is a predicted model, not a curated record. The transcript has a single exon.
AUGGCUUGUACUGUUAUUGACGGUCCAAACUUUUAUCCAGCCCAGAAAAUGGAAAGAGUAUUCAAAGAGAUUGAUGGUGCGGUGAUUGAAAUCCUUGAGUAUAUACCUAUGCUUUUUCUGAAAUACACGAGGACCCAUAAAGAUCCUAGAUAUCGUACGGAUGAUCCUGUAAUGGGCGAAGAGGGAUUUGAUAUUUGCGAGUUUCACAAACACAAAUUCAGUGAAAACUGUAACACGAAACCAAAUGAAUGA